Messenger RNA from Fusarium graminearum PH-1, 1482 nucleotides. RefSeq lists its product as uncharacterized. Lineage: Eukaryota; Fungi; Ascomycota; Sordariomycetes; Hypocreales; Nectriaceae. Gene Ontology annotation, biological process: proteolysis. Gene Ontology annotation, molecular function: aspartic-type endopeptidase activity. The record is from RefSeq and is a predicted model, not a curated record. The transcript is spliced from 2 exons. The coding region runs from base 1 to 1482 and encodes 493 amino acids.
AUGAAAGGUAGUACUUCUCUAAUCAUUGCAUCGAGCACUCUGCUGAGCGCUACAAGUGGCCUGCAACUCAACAAGGGUCAUGAUCCUGCCGUCUUAUCAGUCAACUUUGAGAAAAGAGCAAGACACGUCUCCGACUCCCUUGGAAGGCGAGCCGACAAUGUCGUGGAUAUGUUUGUUGACAAGCAUGGCAUGCGGGUUUCAUACUGGGCGAACUAUACUAUCGGCACACCUCCACAGAACCUCUACGCUGAAAUGGACACUGGCAGCUCUGACCUACUUGUCCUGACGAAAGAGAUUGAAGCCUGCAAGAAGGAAAAAUGCAUCGGCAACAUAUUCAAUACCGUAAAUGGAGAAUCGUGGUCGGGAUACUACGCCAAGGACAAUUUCAACUUGGGCGAUGUCAAGCUCGAUAGCUUCCAAUUUGUUGCCACAGAUGUGUUUAACGCUACCGUCGCUUGCAUCGUAAGCAUUUUUGGUGUCGGACUUCCCAUCGGUCAACGUGCUGCUAAGAAGUUUCCCAGCCUUCCUUGGGCUUUGAGGAACGCCGGUGAGAUCAACACUGCUGCGUAUAGUCUCUGGCUCGACGACGAUCAAAGCGGUCACUUUCUCUUCGGCGGCGUCAACAAAGCCAAGUAUAAAGGGCCUCUCGUCACAUUCCCAAUUCCUGUGACAGCUCCCUCUGACGAUGAGCCCGAUAAGCUCCUGGUCGUCAUGGAAGGGUUUGGCACAACCAAUGAUGGUAGUUCCACCACGAUCGAGUUUUAUCCACGAUCCGUACUGUUGGAUACGGGCACCAUCAAGAGCCGCUUGACUGAAGACAUGGCACUGCAUGUGUUGGCAACCCUUGGUGGUGUUAUCUCGGAAACAUAUGGCGCCAUGGUACCUUGCGAGGAGAAUCCUAAAUACACCCUUGACUUUACCUUUGGAGAGUUGACUAUCAAUGUUCCCCUGGCGUACUUUACAUCCAAAUCCAACAACGUGGUCGGCAUUGAUGGUGUCUCUUACUGCUCACUCUUCUACGAUCCCAAAGCUACCUACAUCAUUCUUGGUGAUGAUUUCCUCAAGGGAGCCUACGUGGUUUUUGACCACGAGAAUAUGGAGAUCUCUUUAGCUCAGUAUAACCCCGAUGGAGAAAAAGAUGAUAUCCACGAGAUCGUCAAGAACGUUCCCGGGGCUACUAAAGCUAAGAUUAUCCCUAUGAAGUUCGACCCAUUUGAUGGCACUGCGAUGGGCGAUCCGACAUCAGUCCCAGCGGGACUCAAAACAGUUUCCAUGACCCUUCUCAGCAGUAGAACUGCCUCUGCAUCAAUGAUUGGUGAUCCCAUGUCCACCAACGCGGGUCUCUCAAUCGCUCAACCCACCGAGACUGGAGACGCCAAGGGCUCAGACGACGAAGACAGCGCGGCCGUGAGAAGUCUGCCAGGAAAAGUUAUGUCUAUAGUCGUUUUUGGUAUUAUCACUGGUUUGUUGUGUAUUUGGUAG